Messenger RNA from Aedes aegypti (yellow fever mosquito), 1868 nucleotides. RefSeq names its product nudC domain-containing protein 1. The record is from RefSeq and is a predicted model, not a curated record. NCBI's taxonomy places the organism in Eukaryota, Metazoa, Arthropoda, Insecta, Diptera, Culicidae. Bases 157 to 1830 code for a protein of 557 amino acids. The transcript has 2 exons.
UUAUGGUUUAUGGUUUCUUUUGUCACACGGAACACUGUUCACGUUGUAUGUUAUGAUUGUCAGUUUAAAUGGUGGUUUGUUACCGAUUUUACGCUGAAAAAUAUUUAAUAUUCGAUAAACCUCCGAAAACUGUAUUGAGAAUUUUAUCCACCCAAGAUGAAGACUGUGGAGCUUCGACCGGAUCGCUCGCUCCUCAAGCCAAACUUCGAUGGCUACAAGCUUUCCCUGGAACCGAUUCCGAUUCUUCGCACAGACCUGGCGGAAGGUUCCGUUCAACCCAACCGAAUUCGCCCGAGUGAAGAACAGUACUCGCAUCUCCAUGCGCAAAUGUUUGGCCUUCAAAACUUGCUAGUGCGAGAUCCGUGGGCAACCGGGAGCUGUUAUUUCGUGAACCGGGAACUGAUCGUUAGUUGGAUUCAGUACAAUGAAAUCACCGGAAGGCUGCUGCCCCUGGGGAAGGUAUUUAAAAUAGACGCGGAAGAGAACGGAAGUGGCGAGUCGUACAACUGUUCCCUGGUGUUCCUGUCGGAGAAAUUUGCGCUUGUGGCAGAUGGACGGAGCGGAUUGCAGAUUGUCGACACGGGUGACCGUCGGAAAGGAGGUGAGUGGCAUAAAGUAUUUGCGUUAACGUGUCCGGAAUGGCCGGGCAGUUGUGUCCUCGAGGAUGGCAGGUUUGAGAUUGUCAACGGAGAAAGACAAAUACAUGCCAUAGGAGCGUACGUAGUUCAGGAAAAUGGGGCUUUUCAAACCGUUUUGCAUUGGGUGAAAAUUGUGCAGAAAAGCAGUAACGAUCCUUGGGAAUUUCAUUCCAGUAAGGCACUGAAAGGGCGUGGAUAUGCUUAUUAUUGCGCUCUUGAACCUAAAAGUAAUGCUUUGGUAGUGGCCAGCGAUAAACCGUUCAAGUUCGUGACUAGUGCAGAAGAAGAAUCUGUUGACCCACCGAUGAACGAGGAUAAUGAAGCAGUAAUGCCUGAAACAAGUUCCUUCAGUUGGACACAAACUAUGGAAAAUAUCACGAUAACAGUGCCAAAAGUUGAAGGACUUGACUACAAAAUUACCAACGAACAUUUAAAGCUGUCCGUUUCGUCCGGAGCAACGUCGAUUAUCAAUUCGGAAGGUUGGUUUGCUGGUGUCGACGGAGAGCUCACUUCGUGGAUCAACGAAUCGGAAGAAAUACAAAUUACGUUAUUCAAAACUAUUCCCGGACUUUGGCCAUUCUUGUAUCCCGGAUGUCCGGAAGAAAAGUGCGAACGUAUGGAUCAGGACAUGGCACCUGCUUCGAAUCUAACAUCGCAAUUGGAAGAAUGCGAUUUCGGAACGACAGGAGACGAUACUGAAUACACAAUCGAAAGAUUUGAUAACACUUCCAACGAGACAACCCAUCGGAUAUUUCUCGGAGGGAAUGCUCCAUUAUUCCGAGUUAUGUUGCGUCCAGGAUUCCCGGACGCAAUAGCAUUACGGAAUGAUGUCGACGCGUGUCUGUGGAUUCAACAUCCCGGGACGGAUUGGUUCCUGAGACACGAAGGAACCCUCCACGCUUUUGGCUACGUGCAAGCUUCGAAGCAACAGAGGAAGUUCAUGUCCUGCUCACCGGAUGUGAAUUAUGCCGUGAUUUGCGAAGCUCAACGACAUGUAUUCAUUUACAAGGGAAACUACAACACUGCUGGAGGUUUGAGGAAUCGUAACGGACCUCAGGUCAGCAUAGGACAGCAAAAACUCGUUUCACUCGAAGGAAACAGUGAAAUAUUGGGCAUUUGUUGCGAGAAUGAUUAUACAAUUUUACUUUUGGAAGGUGAAGUACUGGUAUUACAACUGCGUAUCGAAGAAUAAGUAGCUAAUAAAUAAUGUGACUUUUAUAUUACAUUCUA